AUGCCAGCGGCGAAGAAGAAAACGAACCCCCCAUCGUCGUCGUCCAACAAAGGGACGACGACGACGGAGAAAGUGGCGGAGGAGAAAAUAGCCUCGCACUUGGAGAUGCAAAAGAAAUUCGUCUCCGUUGGUUUCGCUGAAAAUAAACACACGCAAGAGAGAGCGUACUUUAACGCGUACAGUGGUGGCGCAGCGGCGACGGAGGAAGACGAAGAUGCGUUUUCGCUGGAACAGUUUCGGAAAAAUUUUACGAUUAAAGUCACGGAGAAUAACGAAUCGACGCACACGUUGGAGUUUGAAAUGGAAGGGAUAUCUGCGGCGUUCGCGAACGCGUUUAGGAGGAUUAUCAUAUCCGAAGUGCCGUCCAUGGCGAUCGAGAGGGUAUACUUUCGACAAAACACGAGCGUGAUUGCGGAUGAAAUUUUCGCGCAUAGGUUAGGUUUAGUGCCUAUUUUAGCCGAUCCGAACGAAUUUGAGAGUUUCGAUAAAGAUACGCACACAGAUUUAUUGAACGAGAAGAACACGAUCGUGUUUAAACUGCACGUGAAGUGUCAAAAGGAGAGAGACGCGAGCGGGAACAUCCUGCCGGAUUCGAUUUUACACGAAAAAGUAUAUUCGAGAGAUUUAGUGUGGUUACCGAAAGGAUCGGAGUUGGAAGACGAAAGUCAAGGCGGUGAAGGCGCGGAUGAUGAUGAUGAUGAUGAUGAUGAUGAUGAUGAAGACGACGACGACAUGAGCGACGACGACGAAAAGAAAAAAAGGAAGAAAAAGAAAAUCAAAACGUUUAGCAACUUCUCCACGUCGCAGGAGACGAAAUUCGGGAAAGAGGGCAUCAAAACCGUCCACGACGACAUUCUCCUCGCAAAACUCGUCCCCGGACAAGAGAUUGAGCUCGAAGCGCACUGCAUGAAAUCCAUCGGUGCCGACCACGCGAAAUUCUCCCCGGUUGGCACGUGCUGGUACCGUCUCGUCCCGACCGUAUACUUCAAAAAACCAAUCGUCGGCGCCGACGCGAAAGUUUUCAUGAGCGAGUGCAGCGACCCGAUCCCAAACCACAAGUGCUUUGAACUCAAGGGUUCCGGCGAGAAAGCCGAAGUCAAAAUCAAAUCCAUCCGAGGAUGCGACUUGUGCUUAGAGCGCAUUCGCGAGCUCUCCGGCGAAUCCGGUUGGGAUUCCAAAAUAGCCGUCUUGAAAAAGCGAGAUCACUACAUCUUCACCAUCGAAUCCGUCGGCGCGAGGAAACCAGACGUCAUUUUCAAAGAAGCCGUGAGCAUUUUAAAGAGUAAGUGUCACUCCGCGUUAGGGAGGUUGUUGUGA
Messenger RNA from Bathycoccus prasinos, 1317 nucleotides. RefSeq names its product DNA-directed RNA polymerases I and III subunit RPAC1. Gene Ontology annotation, molecular function: protein dimerization activity. The record is from RefSeq and is a predicted model, not a curated record. The transcript has a single exon. Bases 1 to 1317 code for a protein of 438 amino acids. Gene Ontology annotation, biological process: DNA-templated transcription. NCBI's taxonomy places the organism in Eukaryota, Viridiplantae, Chlorophyta, Mamiellophyceae, Mamiellales, Bathycoccaceae. Gene Ontology annotation, cellular component: RNA polymerase III complex; RNA polymerase I complex.